CCGCCGCCCCAUUGAGGGCCGCAGCCGUCCUUCGCGCUGCCCGGCGGCCAAUGCGGGGCGGUGCCGGCGGCGGCGGCGCUCCGCCCCGUCUCGGUGUGUGAGCCCUCGGUGAGGCGGCGGUCACGUGUUGUUUUGCUCUUUAGUUGGGGCACUCGGUGCGCGAUGUGUUACUUACGGCGAAACUCCCGCCGGCAGCACCAGCAGCAGCAGCGGUCGGGGAGCCUUAGCGGCGUCGCCGGUAGUCGAGCCGGGGAGGACGCCGGGCGGCCGCCAGCAGCACCCGCUGCCUAGAGUGACAGCGGAGGAUCCCGCUGCGGCUCCGAGCACUGCGCUCUUCUACGAAGGAAUAACUUUAUUUUACCUGCUUUCCUCCGUCUUUCCUUUUUUCUUUAUUUUUCUUUUUCCGCCGCGGCGCUCGGGCUCCGGAUCCGCUCAGCGUCGGCGACAGCAGCGAGAGGAGCCGGGCGGCGCUCCCGCCGCGGGGCUGGGGAUGGCGAGCUCUGCUGUGCUGGGGCUGCUGCCCCCCCUGAGCUCCCCGCCCGGCCCCAACCUGAACAACAACAACAACAACAACCAGGGCGUCAGGAAGUGCGGGUACCUGCGCAAGCAGAAGCACGGCCACAAGCGCUUCUUCGUGCUGCGCGGCCCCGGCGGCGGCGGGGAGGAGGCGGGGGGCGCCCGGCUGGAGUACUACGAAAGCGAAAAGAAAUGGAGGAACAAGUCUGGGGCGCCCAAGCGGGUGAUCGCCCUGGAUUCCUGCCUCAACAUCAACAAGCGGGCGGACGCCAAGCACAAGUACCUCAUCGCCCUCUACACCAAGGACGAGUACUUCGCUGUCGCGGCCGAGAACGAGCAGGAGCAGGAGGGCUGGUACAGGGCUCUCACCGACCUGCUCAACGAGGGCAAGGCGGCCUGCCAGGGGUCCCCCUACCGCCACCUCGCCUCCCCCUUCUCUGCCUCCUGCGGCGCGGCCGCCGCCUCCCUGGCCGCGGCCGGCGAAGACCUUAACUACGGGCUGAUCGCGCCGGCCACCGCUGCCUACCGAGAGGUCUGGCAGGUGACGCUGAAGCCCAAGGGCUUGGGUCAGAGUAAAAACCUCACCGGCGUCCACCGGCUCUGCCUCUCGGCCCGCACCAUUGGGUUCGUGCGCCUCAAUUGCGAGCUGCCCUCGGUCACGCUGCAGCUGAUGAACAUCCGCCGCUGCGGCCACUCCGACAGCUUCUUCUUCAUCGAGGUGGGGCGCUCGGCCGCCACCGGCCCCGGCGAGCUCUGGAUGCAAGCGGACGACUCGGUGGUGGCCCAGAACAUCCACGAGACCAUCCUGGAAGCCAUGAAGGCGCUGAAGGAGCUGUCCGAGUUCCGGCCCCGCAGCAAGAGCCAGUCCUCCUCCUCCUCUUCCUCCGGGGGGGCCGGAGGGCCCGGCGGCAGCGGCGCCUCCGCCACCCAUCCCAUCACCGUGCCCGGUCGCCGGCACCACCACCUGGUCAACCUGCCUCCCAGCCAGACCGGCCUCCUCCGCCGUUCCCGCACCGACAGCCUCGCCGCCGGCGCCAGCACCAAGUGCACACCGUGCCGGGUGAGAACGGCCAGCGAGGGCGACGGCUGCCGGGUGGGCUCUGCGGCCGGCAGCCCUAUGAGCCCGGGCCCUGUGCGGACCCCCCUGAGCCGCUCGCACACGCUCAGCGGCGGCGGAGGGCGGCAGGCAGGGAAGCUGCUCCCGGUGCUGGCCGGCGGUGGCGGCGGCGGGCUGCAGAGCAGCCGUUCCAUGUCCAUGCCCGCCUCCCACUCUCCCCCCUCCGCCACCAGCCCCAUCAGCCUCUCCUCCAGUAGCGGCCUCGGCUCCGAGCCUGCCCACCCGCAUCACCCGCAGCGCCCGUCCAGCGGCAGCGCCUCCGUGUCCGGCUCCCCCAGCGACGCCGGCUUUAUGUCCUUCGACGAGUACGGCUCCAGCCCAGGCGGCGACCUCCGGCCCUUCUCCUCCUCUUCCACUGCCAGCAACCGCAGCAACACCCCCGAGUCGGUGGCCGAAACCCCCCCGGUGCGGGACCCGGGGGGCGGCACUGACCUCUACGGCUACAUGGCCAUGGAGCGGCCCCCGAGUGGCCGCUUCUGCUACCGGCCCUGCCCCGACGCUGCCAGCGACAGGUGCCAUCGGAAGCGGACCUACUCCCUGACCACGCCGUGCCGGCAGCGACCCGCCGCGCCGCAGGUUUCCUCCGCCUCCCUCGACGAGUACACGCUGAUGCGCGCCACCUUCGCCGGCAGCGCCGGCCGCCUCUUCUCCUCCUGCCAAGCCGGAGCUUCACCCAAAGUGACCUACACCCCCUAUCCGGAGGACUACGGGGACAUCGAGAUCGGUUCUCACCGCAGCUCCGGCAGCAGCAGCACCAAUCUGGGCCCGCCGGCAGUGGGGGGAGGAGGGGAAGAUGAUGACGGCUACAUGCCCAUGACCCCCGGUGUGGCCGCAGCCUUAGGGCAGGGAAGCCGGGGCAGCGAUGAUUACAUGCCCAUGAGCCCCACCAGCGUGUCUGCCCCCAAGCAGAUCCUGCAGCCCCGGGCAGGGGUGGGUAGCGGGUCCCCGGGGAACGGGAGCAGCUACAAGACCAGCUCGCCUGGGGAGAGCUCCCCUGACGAUAGCGGGUACAUGCGGAUGUGGUGCGGCUCCAAGUUGUCCAUGGAGAGCUCAGAUGGAAGGCUGAGUAACGGUGACUAUAUCAAUAUGUCCCCUCGGGACCCCCAGAAUGGGCCCCAAGCUCCCUCCCUCACCCCCCCAGACUUCUUUUUUGCCCCUUCAGGGCAUGGGUCCAGUGAGCCCCCAAAGCCCAGCUGCUAUUCAUACAGCUCCUUACCCCGCUCCUACAAGAGUCAGGGCUUGGCAAAGGACAGCGACCAGUAUGUCUUCAUGAACUCCCCGGGGAGGAUGAUCCCGGAGGAGGCGGUGUGUGGAGCGAGCCAGUUGCCUGCAGGCACCCUCGCCCCCUCCAGCCACACGGUGCCUUCGCCCCUGCGGCACAGCCGGACCGAGAGCUUCCUUAGCCAGCGCUGCCAGCGGGUGGCCCGGCCCAGCCGCCUCUCUUUGGAGACCUUGCGGACGAUGCUGCCCAGCAUGAAUGAGCACCCUCUGCCGCCUGAGCCCAAGAGCCCCGGUGAAUACAUCAACAUUGACUUCGGGGAUGCUGCCGUCUAUUCUCCCCCCUCACUGCCUGCUGACAGCCCAGCCUCCUCCCUGGGCUCGGGCACGGGGCAGAGGCGCUCCCCUCUCUCUGACUACAUGAACAUUGACUUCGGGUCACAGUCACCUUCCCAGUCGGGCACGGUCUCGGUGGGCUCCUUGGAAGCUCUCUCUCCAGGUUCUUCCUCCAGCACCAGCCAGCCCAAUGGGCACUACCUGAAGACGGCUGUGGGGAUGGCUUGUUCAUCCAGCCCAUCGGAUGCUGGUGAUUACACCGAGAUGACCUUUGGAAUGGCCACUACCCCACCUCAACCCAUUGUUCAGAAACCAGAAAGUGCCCGGGUUACCAGCCCCACAUCUGGUGUGAAGAGGCUCACCCUCUCUGGGGUGGAGGCUUUCAUUCUCUCCAGCCCUCCCCCAGACCCGAAUCGGGGGGCCAAAGUAAUCCGGGCAGAUCCCCAGGGGCGGAGGAGGCACAGUUCAGAAACUUUCUCCUCCACCACCACUGUGACCCCAGUGUCCCCCUCCUUCGCACACAACCCCAAACGACACAACUCUGCCUCGGUGGAGAAUGUGUCCCUCAGGAAAAGUGAAGGCCUGGAGGAGGAGCAGGGUAGCAGUCCCAUGUGCCGGGAGACCUCGGCUGGCUUCCAGAAUGGCCUCAACUACAUCGCCAUUGAUGUUGUGGAUGGGUCCUUGGCAAACUGUGACAAAUCCCGGUUGAAAGCUAGGCACCUCCUGAAUGGGGGCAUCAAUGGAGUAGAGAUGAGCACCUAUGCCAGCAUAGACUUUCUGUCUCACAACCUGAAAGAAGCCAGUGCUGUGAAAGGAAGUACAGGAAGAUGGAAAAGAUGAGAGAUCCCACCGUUUGCAAAACAAGCUUUGAACCUAAUUAAGACGAGAGGAUUGUUGCAUGCAAUGUCAGAGUUUGAAAAGAUGAAGGCUUAUUCUGAAUGACUGGAAAGGUUGAGGGCCAAGCCUUAUGUGUCUCUUGUUUAGUUUUGCUCAGUCGCUUUCAGGAUCCGGUGCGGAUGCUGCAGCCCCGCUCUCCUUGCCCGGCCUUGGGGUGUCCGUCCCGGGCGCCAGCAGACCAUCACGCCCCUUUUGCUUUGCAAAACGGAUUUAUUCGGAAACGAGGAGCUCGUCUCGAGCCACCUACAGCACCGAUUGCAGAUGAAGCCUGGUGUUGGGAAAGAGCUAUUUCCACAGCAUUCCCAAACUGCUGACCCUGAGGGGGGCGGGGGGCGGCACCGGGUACCGGGAAAACCCGGCGCGGCAGGCGGCACGCGGGAAUGGGAGCGGCGGGCGGCCCGAUAAGGAGAGGGAAGCGACCGCCGUCCUUCCAUCCUGUAAACAAAAGGAUAAUGCAGGGGACGCAGCCGUGCAAUGUGCUACGCGGCUUGCAGCGGAGAGGGCUCGGUGCUGCUGCUGCGUGUGUUUGUCCAAGGACGGUUAUAGGCUUGUCUUUAUUUUAAUAUUUAAUCUGCACGUGUGUUUGUUUUUCCUCUUUCCCGUAAGCUUCUAAACGCAGACCACAUGGAGGAGUGGUGCGGGGAGGCUCCUUGGGAUUGACCCUAUCCCUAGGAGGUGGGCUGUCUUCUCCAGCACCUCGCUUCCCUGAGAAGGGUGCCAGCCUGUAGGGUGCACUCAGAGGUACGGGAUGCAGGGAUGGAUGGAUGGAUGGAACCAGAGUCAGGUCAAGGUAGUAAGGAAGAACCUCACACCACCAGCAUCCUCAGCCAGCAGUGGGUUGGGUACCAAAAACGGGGCAUCAGGUUAAUUGCACUUGUGGCAGCCAAUCUGGGAAAGUCACAGCGUGGGGAAGGAGAAAUACAUCAUAAAGGACUUCACUGGUGUAAGUUUAAUCAAAUAAUAAACUUCUGCAGAUUUCCUAGUUUCCCUUUGGGAUUUCAUACUAAAGUUUGUUUGUGGAAGGUCUUCUGCCAGUGCUUAAAAAGGUCACCCAGAAUUUUGGUAAUGUAUUUGAGUUUCAAACAUUGUGAUUUGGGAGACUACUAAGAAUUUUGUUUUACUGAGAAACAUAUUCUGUUUAAAGAAAACUGUAUUUUGCACAUAGAAAAGAUUAUUUCAACAGUAGUAACAGUAGAUUUGAAAAAAUAUGAAUUUUUAAACAUUACUGAUUGCAGAAGAGAGAGAGAGCCUAUAUAAUCAGCAUUGUUUGUUUAGUUUGCACUUUUUUCAAACUUUGUUUUUAACUACAUUUAAAAAAUGAGAAGUUUUACUUCAAGUGUGGUUUGCAGUAAUUUUGAAAUGAUGAAGAAUCUACUUCUGUUUAAUAUUUACAACAGAAGACUGAGAUAGAGUAUACAAACAAGCUCCUUGCAAUUACCUUCUCAGAAAAUUAAUAUUUUGAUUUGUGCAAAAUACAUGUUAAAGAUCAGUUUGACUUCUCCUUUAAGGUCUGUUGCAGUAGUUAUAUUUCCAUGUGGAUAAGUGCUUUAAGGAAAAUUAUUUGUAUAAUUUAAAGGUGGCUAGCUUCCAUGUGUAGUGUAUAUCUCUGCUAUGCCUCUACUGUAGAGAGUGCUUUGCUUUUGGAAAUCUCUGUCCAUAUUAUCCUGUCACGGCAAGAGCAAGAAGUGCAUCCACAGCUGCUGUCAAAACAGAACAGUUGAAAUGUUGCUUGAAAUUAUCACUUCAUUUAGUUCUACUGUGUUCUAAAAAUGUGCAAAUAUUUAGGAGUUGGAGAAACAAUUGCCUUCAUCUGAUAUGUAAAUAAAAUAAUACUGUUAUUGGUGGGUUAAAACUUGUUACUUGCUAAUAACUAGCCUUUGUUCUUAAACUAUGACUGCUUUUUUGCUUAGAAACAUGGACUGUGUAUGAUUUCAUUAUUUAUGGAGAUGUUUACACCCAUUUUUCUUAUGAAGUGUGAAUUACUUAUUCCACUAUGUUUAUGACAGAUUACAAUCAACAAUUAAGUGACUUUUUAUGGUGGAUCUUAGUUCUGAAGUCAAAGUUGAAGUCAGAUAGGAGUUUUGUUUCUGUCUCAGUGGGGUUAAGAUUUUAUCCUUUGUAUUAAUCCUGGAAUUCUCAAUUAAGAUGACCAUUACAUUUAGUUGGUGUAUAAUAGAGAAUUUUUCCUUAAUCUAAGUCACCAGAGUGGGUUAUCUUUAAUUUUGAUUUCUUUUCCAUUCACAGAGUGCUCUGUAGUUUCAACUUGUAGAUGUUUCUAGUAGUUGGACUAGUUUUCUAAAAUUGAGCAGAUACUAUAUGUAAUAAUACAAAAAACCUUGAGGGUUCUUUCUCUCCUCUGUCAGCUUCUUUUGCCUUGAUUUGUUUGAAGAAGUCAUCAUCUGUAAUGCAUCUGCUUAAAAUUGUUAAUAAGGUGAUUUUUGAUAAUAAUGAUCCUCCUCUUGCACUCGCCUUGUCAAUUAGCUUUUAGUUUUGUGAGGGUUUUAUGGUUGCACCUAAACAAUAAAAAAGCCUACCUUAAGAAAUCUCUUUCUCUUUCUUUCUAAUGGCAUUUUAGAUUGUGGAAAAACAUAAACUUUGAUUCCUUUUUCUUUGGGAUUACUUUACACAAUGACUUGUAUUAUUAAGUUGUUUUUUUUGACCUCCAUAUGCCAACUGCCAAAAAGUUUUGGUUCUCAGAGCAACAUGAGAAUGUUUGUCUCUUUAACAAAAUUAAUGCUCAUUUUAAAAUGACUUCUUAAAAGUAUUAAAAGAACUAUAUGCUGUGUUAGAAAUAUAUACACAUUUUAAAGUCUUUUUUGAAUAAAUCCAUUGUAGUAGUUUCUCUUACUGCUAACUUCUGUAAGAACAUCUAACUAACUAAAGAACUGAGCAACUUUUAAUAACUUACAUAGCUUGAGUUUUUAACUCGCACUUAGAAUUAAAAAGUUGAGGUUUUCUUUUAAACAUGUUGCAAUUCAUUUACUGUCUUUCAGAUGACACUUUGCAGGUGACCAAACCAAAAUGGUUAGAUCUGAACCUAGCAGUGCCAUUCAUGAAAAAAAACGUAAACUGAAAUUACCUAGUAUUAAAUGAAGCUUCUAAUAUUUUAAAUUAUGUUGGUUAUAUGGGUGUCAGCUUGUUACAUGCAGAUAGAAUAUCACAAAAUCUAUUAGACUUUUUUUUUGCUUUAUACUUUAAUUUGUUUAGCUGUACUGCUCAUAGGAAGAAUGUCAUGGUUACUUUCAGUCAUUUAAGAUAAAUUGUUAUAGACCAAAUUGAAUGGUGGGUUUGUUCUAAAGUGAACCAGUACAGUCAUUGCUCAAGGCAGAGGAAAUGCUUAGGUUGAUGAUUGCUUCUGAUUACUUGAUUUCUUUCAAGAUAGCUACAGAGACUAACAUUCGUUUGUAAGUAAGAAUAAAGGAGUGUUUGAGUAGAAAGAGUAUUAGGGCAUGUUUUAUAUGGUGGGGUUGGUUUGUUUUUGUUGGGUUUUUUUGGGUUUUUUUAAAGAGAGAUUAACAUGGGUUUCUUUACACUAGAUUUAUUCUUGCUUUGUAUAGUGUUAAUUACACUGGAAUGCUGAAGUGGUUUAUAAGCUGAAACAUAGCAAGCAUCCACUGAAAAAUGGCUGUAUAAUUACAUCUAGGUAUUUCUAUCUAUAAGUUUUUCUCUAAAAGCACCAUUAAUAUGUUUCUUUUUGGAGUAAUAAACAUCUAAAAAAUGGUUACAUCUGUGGUUUUUUUCUUCUGAAUUUGUUGAAAUAUACUAUACAUUUUAUACUGGUUGUCGAUAUGUUUUCGUGUGUCUGUGUUCAUUGUGUUAGUCAUGAUACAGCAAAUUUUGUGGAAAUUUUAACGUUAAGUUGAUACACAAUGUGUAAUAGCAAUUUAAAGUGUAUAUGUUGACUGGUAAAUUGUUGGUUGGUAAAUUAGGAUGUGUAAUUAUGAAAGUUUCACAACUCUGGGUUUUUUUUGUAGUUUCUUACAAUGUUUGCUUAGAAGUGAUCUGUCUAUUCAUGGAAAUCAGUAUUAUCCCUGGAGUUUUAAGAAGAUGGUGUAGUGACCUCCAAAGUUCAGAUAUGUUUUCUUUGUGUCUGUUGUCUGGCAUGUAGUUAUUUUUAAAGUUUUGUGUGUAUAUAUGUAGGGGGUCAGGAGUGGCAGCUUUGAAAAGCCAAGUUCAGCUCAAUAGUCCCGUUGUUGUUGGUUGUUGAAAACGCUGUCUCUCCUGCAGCAGAGUUUUCAAAGGAAAACUUGUUUGUUUGUUUUGUUGUUGUUUUGUGGUUUUUUUACACUUGUGUUUGUGUCAGCUGCCUUUAGCUAUCAAACAAGGGGGCUUCUUGGAUUAGUCAGCGUGCCCUGGCUCUGGAGAGGCAGCUGCAAUAAACAGAACCAGCAAAGGUGAUUCCCAUUGUCUUUUAAAUGCAAGUUAAAAAGUAGCAUGCAUUUUCCCCUUCAUCUCUGUCAAUUUUGGAGGAAGCCAGGAUUACUGGUUUAGAUUGCAUUUGUAGUUUCCACACUAAUACAUGUAGAAUGAAUUCCUCAGUUGUAGGGUUUGUAGUUAACACAAGCUUUUAAAACUUGGGUUUUACAAGCCUGAUGCAAACCACAGAAAAGUCAAUGCAAAGAUUGCUUACAUCUUUACAGAGGGUCAGUUGAAAGUCUUUCUUGGUGUGUUAAAUUGCUAACACAUCCAGUGACAUUUGAGGCUGGCUCCGCAGUAGGUUGUAAUCUCUGUGUAGCCAAAUAAGCAGUAAUGAGUAACUUUUCUGAAGAAUAGGUGGGUGCCUGCAUAAUUCCAUGGAGUUACGCUAUUGCUUGGUAGCUCAGGUGACAAAUUGGAUACUAAACUGGUACUGUUUAGGCAAGAUUUUCAAUCUGAAUUUGAGAAAUCCCUUUAGAAAUUAAUUUAAAAGACCAAGACAACACUUGGAGUUCUGUUACUUUUUUUGCUUUUAAAAGUACUUUAAAACAGUCUCAAUUAUUUUUAUCAGUUAUGAUGACCCCAAAUUGUGUAUAGAUAUAUCAAAAACAGUAAUUUAAAAAAAUCAAGUUCUUGCUCACACUGCAGGCAAAUACUCUCUGGAAAGAGGCUUGUUAAAAGUGAACAGUGGGGAGAACAUAUUUGAUGCUAGGGGUGGUUUUUUUUGUUUGUUUAUUUUCAAAUCCAGAAUUGCCCACCUCCGUUAAAAGAAAAGUUAUUUCAGAGUGUGUUUUUAUCUCAGUAAAUCAAUCACAAAAAUAAUGAGGAAAAAACUAUGCAAGCCACAAACCGAAGCCCCCCACUUCUGAAUGGUGACAUCUACACUGCAGAAGUGUAGUGCAAUAGCUUUAUUGCAUAGAUUAGGAAUGAUUCGGUGUUUUGUUUACAUUAUUUGUCAAUCUCUUCAGCAUCCUAGAGGAGAACACUUCCUUCCUGGCAGAUGGCAGCCCCAGGGCCAUGCACCUGCCAUUACAAGCACUACACAGUAGUAAUCUACCCCAGCAUCGCUGUUGACAAGAGGCUAAUGAUUUGAGACCGUCUGCCUGACAGCGUAAACAAAAUAGGAGCAUAUUUGUCCUUCAGUGAGGGUCUGAGAGAUAGUAGGUAGGACAGUCAGGACAGUAUGAUGAAGAACUACAAUGGGACUUAGUUUAGAUCUCUUUGGUAGAGUUUGUAGCAUGAGCCACUUGUAAGAUAAUGAUGCUUCAAAAAGCAAACGGUGUCUCAGGGAAGGGAUUUUCUGUUUCUCUGGCAGAGCAGUGUGACGUGUGUUGAUGGCUGUGUUGAUGGGAGGAAGGCUGGCGUGAUUGCGCGGGCUGUGCGCUGGCUCCGCGACGCUCUCUGCCCCCGCCGCGAACAGGGAGCUGCAUGCACUGCCUGGUACAUGGGGCUGUGAGCGCUCUUGGGAAGUCAGAAUGUCUCUUUGAGUGGUGUGUUCGGUGUUUGCAUAAUGCAUUCCUAUUUCAGUAAUUUCAUUUGUCAUUUUUUGUGUUUUCAUGAUGACAUUAGACAGUCUCUUUUAUUAUUUGUUCAUUUCUCUUACGCCUAUGUGUGCGUUUGCUUUUCUUCUUUGGAACUAGUGUGGGCGAUGUUUCUAGGGGACACUACCCAAGGCAAGGGUAUCUUUGAACUAGGCCAGGAUGUUCUUUGCUAAAUUUAAAAACUACCCAAAUAUUACCCAGAGUUUGUAGGGUAUUAAGCAGGAUUACAUGACGCACGGAUUAGACAUUGUUGAGCAGCUUGUUUUUGUUUGAAGGGGUCAGAAAUGGAGGCACUGGAGCUCUAGUCUGAUGCCAAAAUAGCAAACUUGCUGAUAAUCAUGAACAGCAGAAGUUUCUUAGAAAUAGUAGAGCACUUCGCAGAAUUUUCCAAGCUUUCUCCAAGUGAUGCUUUAGUAAAAUUUGUUUGAUAUGUGCUGUGAUACAAAACUCACUGUUCUGUUGAGUUUCAGUUUCCAAAUCUGUUUCACAGGUACUUUAAAGUAGACUAAGAACACUGUUGGAAGUGCAACUCGAGGCAGAGGACUUUGAUUCUCUUCAGUCAAAAACAAAUCAAUAAAUCAUUCCAGUAACAGUGGGAAAAUCAUGUCAAUGAAAUAAGAUCUAAGCUGGCUUUGAUUAGUCUCUUACAUAGUGUCGACUGAGGCAGUAUAUUAUUUUAAAAAGUGUUUAUGACAGUCAUGUCUACCUCAUUAAAUUGGGUGGCAUUGUCAAGUUCAGGUGGGGAAUUGGAAUUACGAAGACUUUUCUAUUUUGGGUUGGGUUGGUUUGUUGGUGUUUGCUUCUUUUUUUUUUUUUUUUGUUUGCUUGUUUGUGAUGUUUUUUCUUUGUUUGGUUUGGUUUUGCUUUGAAUCUAGACUUUAUCUCACCAGAAGUCAAGAUACGAUUGAACAAGGCAUAGUCUUUCAGGGCCAGGCUAGGCUUAACUCUUAUGUAGAAGUCAGUGAUGUUGAAUAGUUGCUCAAGAACAAGAAAACAAUAAUGUUUUUUGUGUAGUCUGCCUUCAGACAGAGAUCAUUUAGGCUAUAGAAACUUACUGGCAAUAACUGGCAAUGUUACAUUUUAGCAUUAAUUAAAAGAAUAAGAGUAGAAUUGACAAAUGGAUGCAAACCUCACCAGUUUUCUAGUUAAGGCAAAACUUUUACAUUGCCAAAUUGACGGCUUCAAAUACUGUGGUCUCUCCCAAGCUUGAAUUACUGAGAAGUUAGGGAGUGAAUUUCUUAAGCAGUCCUUUUGCUAGUUCCCCUGGUAGUGUUUUUUUUCAAAAACUCCAGUGAGGUUUUUUUUAGUUUACUUGAAAAGGCAAAUCAAAGUCGGGGGAUGUGUCUAACCAAAAUUUUUACUUAUACAUAAAAAAUACUUCUUGUGAUGGAAUAAUGAGAUUUGGAGCUGGAAGGUGGAGGUAGAGUUCUCCUGAAAGUCAGUUGCACUCAGUUGUGUUGUAACAUCAUUCAUUUUUACACCAAAUGUUUUAUAAACAUUUGGUAAAGUUCAUAGGCGGCUGGACUUGCAUCUUCUACAACAGCUUUCAUUCCUGAGCAAUUAGUUCAGCCAAAAUUAAUGAAAUAGAACUAUAAUAAUCUCUUAUGUGUCUUUUUAGCAUA
Molecule: messenger RNA, 11663 nt
Organism: Taeniopygia guttata (zebra finch)
Lineage: Eukaryota; Metazoa; Chordata; Aves; Passeriformes; Estrildidae
Gene: IRS2
Product: insulin receptor substrate 2
Biological process (GO): insulin receptor signaling pathway
Cellular component (GO): cytosol; plasma membrane
Molecular function (GO): phosphatidylinositol 3-kinase binding; insulin receptor binding
Source: RefSeq, a predicted model, not a curated record